Molecule: messenger RNA, 930 nt
Organism: Chanos chanos (milkfish)
Lineage: Eukaryota; Metazoa; Chordata; Actinopteri; Gonorynchiformes; Chanidae
Gene: tmem231
Product: transmembrane protein 231
Exons: 7
Coding region: 1-930 (309 amino acids)
Biological process (GO): regulation of protein localization; cilium assembly
Cellular component (GO): ciliary membrane; ciliary transition zone
Source: RefSeq, a predicted model, not a curated record
AUGGCUUUUUAUGAAGUUUAUUCUCAUCCAGCUUUGAUAAGAUACAAAACCAGUGUUUGCACGAAGGCCACAUUGUUUUUUGUCAUUGUUUUGUGUCUUACCUACAUCCCUCCACUCCUGGUUGCUUACAGAAGUCAAGGAUUUUGGCUGAAGCGAAGCACUUACGAAGAGCAGCCCCAUAUACGGUUCCAGUACCAAAUUCUGCUGACUGGAGCCACCAGCACUACUGGAGAUUACGUUGCGUGGAGUACCUAUCAUAAUUUCAAUCACUUGCUUGGCAGUAACCUUCGCAUCCCGUCUGUUUCGGUACAAGAGGAGGAUCUCAACCAGGAUGGAAAAUUUGAUCGACUGAGUCUCCAGUUGGAACUGCCGCUUAAACCAGAGGAGCAGAUAUACAGCAUCCAGCUGCUGCUGACCUUCUCAUAUCAGCUGUUUAGGAUGUCCACUGUUGUGAUGCAGACUCUGGUGUAUGUGCAGCAUUCUUCAUCAGUCCCAGGCUCUCAGCUCUUUGUCAGCGGUGACUUGCGUUUGUAUCAGCGAAUUCCUCUUCCUCACCGUGGCCUGCACACUGCUUACAAUGUGUCAGUCAUUGAUGGCACCAGCCCAUUUGCCAGUGCCUAUGACCUUGUCAAAAUUAUACAGGCAUAUCAGGAAAGAAAUUUGACUACAUACCUCUCCUGUCCCAGUCCCCUGUGGACAGUGGGUCGAGCCUCUGACGCACCUUUCCGGAUCAAUGCAGAGAUUCACUACCCACUAGAAAUAAUCAGCUAUCGUCCAGGGUUCUGGGAGACCAUAAAGUUUGCCUGGAUCCAGUAUGUGAGCGUGCUGCUCAUUUUUCUCUGGGUCUUUCAUCGGAUCCAGACUUUUGUUUUUCAAAACCAGGUUUUGCCCACUGUCCCUAUUCACCAAGUGAAAGAGCACCGGCCCUGA